Messenger RNA from Myzus persicae (green peach aphid), 2462 nucleotides. RefSeq lists its product as uncharacterized. Gene Ontology annotation, biological process: DNA integration. Bases 1 to 2247 code for a protein of 748 amino acids. The transcript has a single exon. Gene Ontology annotation, molecular function: nucleic acid binding. Lineage: Eukaryota; Metazoa; Arthropoda; Insecta; Hemiptera; Aphididae. The record is from RefSeq and is a predicted model, not a curated record.
AUGUUGUUAUGGGCCAAGUCCUUUAUGCAACAACUUUGGCAACAGUCCGUAGACUGGGACACUCCUCUUCCUUCAAAUUUAAGUAUCAUUUGGCAUCAAUUCUUGGCCGAACUGCCGUCUUUAUCGAGGAUAGCACUCAUUCGUCAUAUUGACACUCGUGACUACCGUGAUGUACAACUCAUCGGCUUUGCCGAUGCUUCCCAAUUAGGGUACGCUGCGACCGUAUACAUACGUGUGGUCAGUUCCUCGGAGAGAGUACAGGUACAUUUUCUUACAGGCAAAACGAAGGUCGCCCCACUGAAGAACAGCGACACGGACAUGACACUUACGAUUCCUCGGUUGGAAUUAUGCGCGACAUUGUUAUUGGCACAACUGUUACAUUGUCUUCAUAUGAAACUAUCUCCUACCGUCAGCAUUUCGAAGAUACAAGCUUGGACUGAUUCGUCCGUGGUAUUGUUGUGGCUUACGACUGAUCAAAAGAGUUUCAAAAUUUUUGUAACAAACCGUGUAGCAAAAAUUCAUCUUCUGGUCCCAAAUUGCGUGUGGUCACACGUCUCCACAAUCGAGAAUCCAGCUGAUCCAUCAUCGCGGGGAUUGUUACCUGAAGCUCUCAUUUCGUGUGCACUGCAUUGGAACGGACCUUCGUUUCUCCGUCUUCCCGAACACCAAUGGCCGAAAUCUAAAUUCUCUGUGAUCCCUGUUCACCACCUUCCUGAUGUCAAACCUGCUGUUGCCGCUGUCAACCUUGUCCAGAAAGGUCCACAGGCUGAUUGUUUUCUCCGUCGAUUUUCAUCGUUUAACCAGUUACAGCGUGUGUUAGUUUACGUCUUGCGUUAUAUUUACCGCGUCAUAAUGAAACGAUCUACUAUAGUCGGUGUCAUCACAUUCGCGGAACGACAGCGUGCAGUUCUUGUCGCGAUCCGUAUCACUCAACGUGUUCACUUUCCAGUCUUGUUCAAACAAUUGGCUAAUCCCGAACGUUUAGUGACACCAUCAACACUGGCUCAAUUAGCCCCCUUCAUAGAUGUUUUAGGUAUAAUCCGAGUAGGCGGAAGGCUUCAAAGUUCUUGGUUGACCGAAGAGGCGAAACAUCCCAGCCUCCUGCCCAAGUCGUCUCAUUUAACGGCAUUGAUCAUCAACCAUUAUCAUUUAACCUUUUUACAUGCGGGGCCAAAGUUGGUCAUUUCUAUGUUGAGACAAAGGUUUUGGAUAAUGUCUGGUCGAGAUUCUGUACGUCGUAUGAUAUUCUCGUGCUUACCUUGUACUCGACACAAGGCGCAAAAUCCUAUUCCAAGCAUGGGGAGGUUGCUGGAGUCGCGAGUUCAACCACACCGCGUCUUUUCCAAGGUAGGUUUGGACUUCGGUGGACCGUUCUUAGUAAAAGAACGUAAGCGGCGCAAUAUUCGAACUACCAAAGUGUACAUCUCUGUUUUUAUAUGCAUGGCUGUCAAAGCCAUUCAUGUCGAGGUAGUGUCAGACCUCACAACUGAAGCAUUCCUCGCAGCGCUGGAUAGAUUUGUUUCUCGUCGAGGUUUGCCCACAGAUCUAUACUCAUAUUGCGGCACGAACUACGUCGGUGCUGCCAGGCAAUUGCAAACAUUACUUGCUGACAACGAAGUGCAAAACCGGCUGUCUUCUCGAAUCGAGUGUAACUGGCAUUUUAAUCCUCCAGCCGCACCGCACUUCGGUGGGCUGUGGGAAGCAGCAAUAAAAAGUAUAAAGUUCCACCUUAAGCUUGUUAUAGGAACUCAAAUAUUAACAUACGAAGAGUUUCAAACUGUCGUCACCAGGGUGGAAGGCGUCCUAAACUCAAGACCGUUGACACCAGCUUCUACUGACCCCCAUGAUCUUGAUGCCCUGACUCCUGGACACUUCCUCAUUGGCCAACCCCUGUCGUCGAUCCCAGAAAAGGAUGUCACUUCUGUACCCUUAAAUCGAUUGACACGAUGGCAAUUAUUGCGUCAACUGCAUCAAUCUUUUUGGAAGCGAUGGCAACGGGAAUACCUCACUACCUUGCAGGCCCGUCAGAAAUGGACGAAGGUGUCGGACAAUCUCGCAGUAGGUGAUGUAGUAAUCAUUGACGCUCCAAACCAGCCACCUUAUGUUUGGCGUAUGGGUCGCGUCAUCGCCGUCCAUCCAGGGCCCGACCAGAUAGUUCGUGUGGUCACUUUAAAAACUCAAGAUGGAGAAAUGCAGCGUCCUGUGGUCAAACUGGUCAAGCUUCCGGUUGACACAACAACUUCCUAACCUCUCCAUUCACUAUCCCAUUCAAAAAAAAAUCUUUCGUGAACAUCCUGCCGAUCCUUGUAAUUUGUAGUGUUUUGUUCAUAGUUAUUUUAUUUUAUUUUUAUGUUUUGUAAGUAACUUUAAGAUUGACCGCAAGAAGUCUGUUCUUUUGGAAGGUACCUGCGUCUUCCAAGGUGGGGAGAAAUGUUGGGUACGUUAUUAUCAGCGCCGUCGAA